GAGAAAGAAAAAAACUUAAAAAAAGAGAGAAAAAGCAAAAAAAAGAGAAAAAGAAAGAGAAAGAAGAGAGAUAAGAGGGGAAAGGAAAAAGAAAAGAAAAAAGAAAAAAAAAGAAAUAAAAAAAGAAAAAAAAAAAGAACUAAAAAUUGUAAAAGACAAGGAAAGAGAGAAAAAAGGAGAAGAAGAAGGAAAAGAAAAAAAAAAAAA
This is a messenger RNA of Cherax quadricarinatus, 207 nucleotides long. NCBI's taxonomy places the organism in Eukaryota, Metazoa, Arthropoda, Malacostraca, Decapoda, Parastacidae. The record is from RefSeq and is a predicted model, not a curated record.